AUGGAAAGGGAGCAUGCAAACUACGCGGAGCUUGCAAGUGGAGACGAUGAUCAGAUCACAGUGACGAAGGAGAACGAACAAGAGGACGACGAUGAGGACGCCCAAGACACACCCUUUCACACCAUCGGGGCUGGUUCAGGUCACUUCUUGCACAUUUACACGCAAAUCCUUGCGUCGUGUCAAUGCUUCUUCUCCCUUCGGAUGCUCGGGACCAGAACAGGAUACCCGAGCUCCUCCGGCGCUGCCGGCCUCGACCAUACUACCCUCGUCGCAGACGCCGCUUCUGAUUCUGCUUCUGUUUCUGCCUCGAUCCUUGACCCUCGACCUUCACUGCUGCUGCUGCUGCUGCUGCAACACGAUACACUAUUAUCAUGGGCCCGGAGAGCCACCUCCCAGGCGACCAUGUUCUCCUCCUGGCUGAAUGGCCUCCUCUUCUUCGUCCCCAUCGGCCUAUGGGCCUUCCUGACCGACAAGCCGCCCCUCGUCGUCUUUGCGGCCAACGGCGUGGCCAUCGUGCCGCUGUCGUCGCUGCUCACGGGCGCCACCGAGAUGAUUGCCGAGGACGCCGGCGACACGGUCGGGGCGCUGCUGAACAUAACGCUGGGUAACCUCGUGGAGCUUAUUCUGUUCGUUGCGCUCAAGCACAAGCAGGUCCACGUCGUCCAGGCCUCGAUCCUCGGCUCGAUGCUCGUCAACUUGCUCCCGAUCCUCGGCACCGCUCUUUGCGUCAACGGCCUGAGACAGGAAGAUCCUGUGCUGAACGUCGUAGAGACGCAGCUCCUCAGCUGCCUCCUGCUGGUAUCCGUCUUCGUGCUUCUGGUACCGGCCGCCUUCAAUUCCACAUUUGACGGGGCCGAAGGGGCGAGUUCCGCGAUGCUGCGAAUGAGCAGAGCAUCAGCCAUAGUGGUUCUCCUCAUCUAUGUUCUCUAUUUCGUCCAUGAGCUGAGUGCACACACCGCGCCGAGCUCGUAUGAUCCCCCAAUGUCCGACAUCGAGCGAUGUCCUCCGGCAUUCCAGCGGACCAUCUUGCUGGAUCCUCCCGCUCUUUCAUCCCGCACCAUCCGCUUCGUGGACGAAGAGAGUCGGCGACAGAACCGAGCUACGGCAGGCGACGGCUUGGCCCAGAUCGAGCUCGGGAACAUCGACGCCUCGACCUCCAACCUCGCCUCUGACGACGACGACGAGACUUCCGAGGCCUUGCGACGAGGUCGUAAGGCCCAGAAGCUGAGUAGCUGUAGCAGCAGAUCGAGCUCGUGUGACGACGUGGUGUGCUCCCGCAACCACUCCCUUUCUCGGUCUCGAUCAGUCACCGCUUCCACACGAGGCCGCCGCAGCCGGGACCACUCAACGGUGAGCACCGACCGCCAUAGCCUGCUGAGGCCGCCGGGUCUGGCGGGUCUGCGGAUCUUGCGGAGCGGCGGAACAAGCCUCGGCAACCCCGACAUCGAACGCGCAACCCCCCGUCGAUCGAAUGGCGAAAAGGCCCUCUCCAUCCUGGUGCUCAUGAUCAGUUCGGCCCUGAUGUCCAUGUGCGCCGAGUUUCUCGUCGGCACCAUCGACGAAGUCACGCACCAGGGCCACCUGUCCGAGUCCUUCAUCGGCCUCAUCAUCCUCCCCGUCGUCGGCAACGUCGCCGAGUUCGUCACCGUCGUCACCGUCGCCCACAGGGACAAGAUCGACCUUGCCGUCGCCGUCGCCGUCGGCUCGUCCGUCCAGAUCGCCCUCUGCGUUGCGCCCCUGACCAUCAUCGCGGCGUGGAUCAUGAGGAGAGGACUGUCCCUCAGUUUCAGCCUGUUCGAGGCCACCGCGUUAGUUGGCGCGGCCGUCCUCGUCAUCUUCUUCUUCCUCAGCGACGGAAGUAGUGUGUUGCGGAUGAGUCGCUUCAAGGGGGCCCUGAUGUGCGCAUGCUAUGUCAUCGUCGGGUGA
Messenger RNA from Colletotrichum destructivum, 1926 nucleotides. RefSeq names its product Putative calcium/proton exchanger, sodium/calcium exchanger membrane region. Gene Ontology annotation, cellular component: membrane. Gene Ontology annotation, molecular function: calcium:proton antiporter activity. The coding region runs from base 1 to 1926 and encodes 641 amino acids. The transcript has 4 exons. NCBI's taxonomy places the organism in Eukaryota, Fungi, Ascomycota, Sordariomycetes, Glomerellales, Glomerellaceae. Gene Ontology annotation, biological process: intracellular calcium ion homeostasis; calcium ion transmembrane transport. The record is from RefSeq and is a predicted model, not a curated record.